Messenger RNA from Polypterus senegalus (gray bichir), 2442 nucleotides. It is a transcript of the gene gatad2b, whose product is annotated as GATA zinc finger domain containing 2B. The coding region runs from base 245 to 2110 and encodes 621 amino acids. The transcript is spliced from 11 exons. NCBI's taxonomy places the organism in Eukaryota, Metazoa, Chordata, Cladistia, Polypteriformes, Polypteridae. Gene Ontology annotation, molecular function: sequence-specific DNA binding. Gene Ontology annotation, cellular component: NuRD complex. Gene Ontology annotation, biological process: negative regulation of transcription by RNA polymerase II. The record is from RefSeq and is a predicted model, not a curated record.
CCUCUCUUUGAGACACUCUCUCUCUCUCUCUCUCUCUCAUUCCCCCUCUCUCUCUCUUUCUCUCUCUCUCUCUCAGUCUUGUCUUGUUUUGUUAGCUUUAUCGUCAGGUCUCAUAACCCCCUCCCCCCUACCCUUACCCUUUCCUUCUCCACCUUUCCAAAACAAAAAGAGAGAGAGAGAGAGGGAGAGCAUUAGGAAACACCAAUCUUCUGUCCACGUCUUGUAUUUUUAAAGGCCUAGGAAGAUGGAAAGAAUGAGUGAAGAUCCUCUAAGACUAAAUGUGAUGAAGCGUGGUCUGGAGCAACAACAGGAUGAGAGGGAAGAAGCAAUUGCUAAACGAUUGAAAAUGGAGGGUCAUGAAGCAAUGGAGCGCCUGAAGAUGCUAGCCCUUCUCAAACGCAAGGACUUGGCCUCUAAUGAAGGAGCUGGUGUUCCAGACCUGUCUUCCACCAAGGGUAUAGGUGGUGGAGGUGGUUUUGAAGAGAAACUCAAUGGCAGUUUGAGGGCUCAUACAGAUUCCAGAUUAAUCAGCAAGACUGGGAAAGAAAAUAUCGGGGAUGAGCCAGUGGAUAUGAGUGCACGACGAAGUGAAACAGACAGAGAGCGUCGGACACCAUCACCAGACAUUAUUGUGCUGUCAGACAAUGAGGCUUCAAGUCCACGAUCCAAUUCACGUAUGGAGGAAAGGCUUAAGGCUGCAAAUCUUGAAAUGUUUAAGGGCAAGAGUGCAGAUGAAAGACAGCAGAUGAUCAAACAGCUACGAGAUGAACUUCGACUAGAAGAGGCUAGGUUGGUCUUGCUUAAGAAACUGCGACAGAGCCAGAUCCAGAAAGAGAAUGUCAUGCAGAAGAUGCCUGUUGUCCAGAAUGUUGCAUCAGUUGUCCAGCCACCUCCUGUGCACAGUACACAACAAAGCUUGUCAAAGAUGGCAGUGCGACCAGGCAUUCAUGCCCCAGAGCCACAGAAUCUAAGGACUGUACAGAGUCAUACAGUCAUACGAUCAGCUACCAGUACUCCUCUUCCACAAAUGAUGAUGUCACAACGAGUGAUUGCACCAAACCCUGCCCAGUUACAAGGACAGAGGAUUCCUCCAAAACCAGGUCUUGUUCGAUCAGCAGCCAGCAGCCUCAACACAGCAGUCACCUACCAACAACCCUCAAGUCAACAAGUUGCAGCAUCUCAGCGGUCUGGAUCAUCAGCUAUCUACAUGAACCUUGCGCACAUCCAGGCUGGUACAGUUGGCACUGCAAGCUCCUCUCCUCUGCCUAGUCCUAGUGCUAACCUUCCAGAUCCAGUAAAUAGCCAAGCAGCUGCAAAACUGGCACUCCGCAAGCAGUUGGAGAAGACACUCUUAGAAAUUCCACCUCCAAAGCCCCCUGCCCCACUUUUACACUUCUUGCCAUCUGCUGCCAACAGUGAAUUUAUAUAUAUGGUGGGUCUUGAGGAAGUGGUGCAAAGUGUCAUCGACAGUCAGGCAGGUAAACUGAGAAAUGUACUUUCUCGUAUGGAGCCAUUUAUGUGUGCACAAUGCAAAACAGACUUCACGCCUCACUGGAAACAGGAGAAGAGUGGGAGAAUCUUGUGUGAGCAAUGUAUGACCUCUAAUCAGAAGAAAGCACUUAAAGCUGAGCAUACCAAUAGGCUGAAGAAUGCCUUUGUGAAGGCACUGCAACAAGAACAGGAGAUUGAACAGCGGUUACAACAGCAUGCCACUUUGUCACCAAGCUCUGCCCCAACAGUAUCCAGUGUUAGCAAAACCGAGACUCUUCUUAGACACCAUACAUUGCGACAGGCUCCACAGCCUCAGGCCUCCAUGCAAAGAGGGCUUUCAGGCUCAGCCCGGGGCGUGCUUUCCAACUUUGCCCAGGCGUCGCAGCUCUCGGUGGCGGGCAGUUUGCUCGGCAUGCCAGGUAAGCGUGCGCUGAUGAGCGGAGCCUAUGAAGAGGGACGACGACAGCUGUAUAACUUCCAAGGUGUGAACAUUGCAUACCUUAAUGCUGCUGGAGUUGGAAGUCACAAAGCAUCAAGUCUAGCUGACCGCCAGCGGGAGUAUCUGCUGGACAUGAUCCCACCACGAUCCAUAUCUCAGUCAAUUAGUGGUCAGAAAUAAAGCUAAAAUCAGCCCAUCACACGCACAAAACCCUGUCUAGUCCUGUCCCUCUCUUUCCUCCUUGCCGUCGCAUGCAGUGCCUGUCAAUGUGCCUAACAAAGUGGUAAAAAGAAUAAAAACAGCGCAGACCUGUCAAUGCAAGAUAAUAGUCCAUUCUUAUUAUUAUUAUUACUGUCAUCAUCCUAAUUCUUUUUCAUUUUUUCUUGAUUUCUGAAUGGCUUUAAUGAGGGGAAGUAGAAUCAUGCUUGAAUACUGAUCUAAAGCCAGAAAAUUUAUUGUAAAUAAGGAGUAGAUACCUUGUGAUUUUGCAGUGAUUUGUCUUUUUAAAAAAA